Plasmodium knowlesi strain H is the source of this 1083-nucleotide messenger RNA. RefSeq names its product tRNA m(1)G methyltransferase, putative. Gene Ontology annotation, biological process: tRNA N1-guanine methylation. The transcript has 4 exons. The coding region runs from base 1 to 1083 and encodes 360 amino acids. Gene Ontology annotation, molecular function: tRNA binding. Gene Ontology annotation, cellular component: nucleus. NCBI's taxonomy places the organism in Eukaryota, Apicomplexa, Aconoidasida, Haemosporida, Plasmodiidae. The record is from RefSeq and is a predicted model, not a curated record.
AUGGGUAAUACAGAAGGGGUAGAUAAAGCUGAGGGGGAAGUUACGGAAAUUUCAGCCAAGGGGAAGGAGGAAGGUCAUGUGGAAAAUUCAAACGACGAUCUCGAUGAAGGGAGCAGACUCCUUGCCAGCCUCGCCAACGUGGUGGACCAGAAGGACGUGGACAAAGUAAACAAGAGGGGAAAGAAAAAAACGAAAAAGGAAAAAAAAAAAGAAAAAAGAGAAUACCUAAAAGAAAAGAGGAAGAAAAACAGACCUGAAGAAAAAAAGAAAAGAAAAGAAAAAAAAAAAAAUGAAUUGUUGAAAAUAUUAAAUGGUCUGAAUUCAAGUGAGAGGAUACAGUUUCUAAACGAAAGGAGAGUUAUACGAGAAGAGAAAAAAAAAAAGAGGCAAGAAUUUUUAAUGAAAGCAUACAAUGAGGGAUAUAAAAUCUGCUACAACUGUAGUUUUUUAAGUCAGAUGGGAGAGAAAGAAGUGUCCAGUUUAGCCAAGCAGGUUUUUCUGGGAUAUCACUACAUGAUCAAGGAGCAGUUGCCUGUGCAGUUCCAUUUUACUAGCUUGAUCAACAGUGACGAAUUCUACACGCAGCUUAGUGAGAAGUAUGCGUUGGAAAAGUGGCGUGUCCACAUUCACCAGGAGGAUUAUUGGAAUUUGUUCCCAAGAGAAAAGAUUGUAGUGUUGUCGCCCGAUGCGGAGGAGGAACUGACCGAAGUUCGAGACGAUGAGGUGUAUGUCAUUUCUGCGCUGGUCGAUCGGAGCGUUUCAAAGAAUUUGUCCUUCUCCCAAGCGUCCCUGCACAACUUAGUGACGAAAAAAUUACCCAUAGAGAAAUAUUUUAAAAAAAAAAAAAGCAACGUACUGAACGUUAACACUGUGGUGGAGAUUUUAAUUAGUUUUUUAAAAAACAAAAACUGGAUGAAGGUUUUCAAGGAGUGUGUACCACAAAAAAAAGUGCUCUGCUUCUGUAACGGUGCCUCAACAGAGGGACACAGAGAUGAAGAGGCAGACGGGGAUGACGAGAAAAAAACAGAUGAACGGUAUUUAGAGGAUAACGAAAAGAAGUACGUCAACCCGGAUCCGUUAUGA